AUGGAGAAGUAUUGCGUCUGGUUCCUGGCCGCGCUCUCCGGGAUGCCUUUUGUCAUCCAGGAGCUGCAGAUGCACGGCAAGGAAGCGUCCGUGGUGGAUGCCGCCUUCUGUGCAAUCAUCGACAUCCUCGACGAUGACGUCGAAUGCGAGUGGCUGCUGACGGACCAUGUGAACUCCUUCUCCCGGGAGGACACGCCAGGGCUCUUGGACAUCGUCGCGCGGGGCAUGGCAACUCACGCGGAGGAUGCCAUCAUCCAAAGCCGCGGAUGCCACGUUCUCGUGUUGCUUCUGCGCCUUGUGCAACACCUGGGGGACUUGGGCCAGGAGUGCAUCGUCAGCGUGGUGAGUGUGAUGCAGGCCGCCUACGAUGGUCACUACCAGCACCAGGGCGUCGUCCGUGAUGUUUGUUUCCUCAUGCGUGCGCUGCUAGAGCCCCGCUGCCCAUCGAACAGCCCGGAGGUGCCGAAAGAAUUCCAAGCGCAGCAGCUCGUCGCCAACCACUUGCGGCAGGGCGAGAUCAACCGGAGGCUCGAGAAGUCCAUCGGCUACUUCGCACGCUACGAAGACAUCUCCAGGAUGCCGGAACUGUUCGAGUGCUCCUGUGCCUCCCUGGUGCUUCUCUCCGGUGCCGGUCGGCUGCUGGAGCUGUUGGCAGAGCUUUCGGACGUCCCAGGCCGAGACUCUCUCCGGGCCAAUGCUCUGAAG
This is a messenger RNA of Symbiodinium necroappetens, 705 nucleotides long. The record is from the annotation of a GenBank genome assembly. NCBI's taxonomy places the organism in Eukaryota, Dinophyceae, Suessiales, Symbiodiniaceae.